AAGACCAAUUUGCUCUGCCCUUUUUCUUCUCCCCGCCACUUCCCCCAGAAGCUGCUUCUGUGUUCCCUUCCCUACUAAACCUCUCACGAUGUUUGUGACAUCGUUCAGCUCCAUCGUCUAGGCGCUGGAGUAGAGGAAGGCGCCCCGAGCUCCUCUGGGAAGGGCCGGGAGGGGCCGAGGUGCUAGGUGCACAGGAUUCUGGGAGUUGUAGUUCAGUUGAGCAGCCAGCUGGCGCGGCUCCGCCCAAGGAUCAAGGUACCUUUAUCGCCGGUGAGAUGGCGGGUUAGCACCGUGAGCUGACGCCAGGCCCCUCCGAGUUCGCGGAGCGCGGUGACGGACUCGGGUACGUCCCCUCUAGGUGCACCCGACCGGAGCCCUCACGCCCUUCCCUGGCGGGCGCGGGCGGUGAGGCAGUCUCUGUGGAGCCCGGAUCCGAGGCAAGCUAGUGGCUGGCAGCUGGACCAACUGUGAUGGCUCCAGACUGACUUUCUGAGGACUCAGACCUUCCCAGUGCUGGAAAACCAAAAGAAAAUGGCAUAACCGACGUGUUCCUGACUCCUGGGACUCAGGGAUUGCUGAUCUGAAUAAUGGCUGAGACUCUCACCUGUGGGGAAAGCCCAACCCUUCUUGGGGAGAUAUGCCUAGGAAGCCCGGAAAUCUGGUUUUGUGGGGGCUUCUAAUUGCCAAACCUGAUGUGAGUCGGAGUGUAGGGAAGAACAACAGAGGGAUGUCUCAAAAGCAGCCAGUCCAGAGUGGAAGACAAUAGCAGAAAACAUGAAGCUAACUCCGGAGAAGCACUUUUCUGAAGAGGCAUCAUCUCCUGGAAUGUUACUGGAGAGCUUUCAAGAGGAAAGAUCUAGAGACUGUGAAAACUCCUUAGAAAAUCAGCAGGAAAACUGUGAGAAACACCCAAUACGAGAGCUGGUCCCUCAGAAGAGGCUUUCUGCAGAGAGAAGUUACCAGUGUGAUGAAAUUAGAAGGAACUUUAGUCAGAAGUCUUUACUUGUUAAACAUCAAGGAGACAAACUUCGUGACUGUGGUUCACUUACAAAUUUUAAAAAUUCAGGUAUGAUUAAACAAGAGAAAACUUGUACAAGAAAGAAACCUUGGAAAUGCAAUGAGUGUGAGAAAGCCUUCAGUUACUACUCAGCUUUUGUCUUGCAUCAGAGAAUUCACACAGGAGAAAAGCCCUAUGAAUGUAAUGAAUGUGGUAAAGCAUUUAGCCAGAGCAUACAUCUUACUCUACACCAGAGAAUUCAUACUGGAGAGAAGCCCUAUGAGUGUCAUGAAUGUGGGAAGGCCUUCAGUCACCGAUCUGCCCUUAUUCGGCAUCACGUAAUUCACACUGGAGAGAAACCCUACGAGUGCAGCGAAUGCGGGAAGGCCUUUAAUCAGAGCUCAUACCUCACCCAGCAUCAGCGAAUUCACACUGGAGUGAAACCUUACGAAUGUAAUGAAUGUGGGAAAGCCUUCAGCCAAAGCACGUUCCUCACCCAGCAUCAGGUCAUUCACACUGGAGAGAAACCGUACAAGUGUAACGAAUGUGGCAGGGCUUUUAGUGAUUGCUCAGGCCUUCUUCAGCACCAGAGAACUCAUACUGGAGAGAGGCCUUAUGAGUGUAAUGAAUGUGGGAAGGCCUUUGGCUACUGUUCAGCCCUGACUCAGCAUCAGAGAACUCACACUGGGGAGAAACCCUAUAAAUGCAGUGACUGUGCCAAAGCCUUCAGCGACCGCUCAGCUCUUAUUCGUCAUCAGAGAACACACACUGGGGAGAAGCCUUACAAAUGUAAGGACUGUGAAAAGGCUUUCAGCCAGAGCUCAUCCCUGACAAAACACCAGAAAACCCACACUGGAGAAAAACCCUAUAUGUGUAAAGACUGUGGAAAGGCUUUUAGCCAGACUUCAUCUCUUUCUCAACAUCAGAAAAUCCAUGCUGGAGGGAAAAACAAAGUAUAUGGACAAACCUAUAAUGAGCAUUCAGUCUUUGGCCAACAAAAGAGAAUCCAUACUGGAUGAGUAUAUUCCAAGGGGUUUUGUUUUGUUUUGUUUUGUUUUGUUUUUGAGGAUUUGCCUUAUGUCAUGAGGGCUACAAACAAAUUUAAGACUAUUAUCUUUACUAAGAUAACUGCUGAUGUGGGACACAACUCACUUAGGCUGAGAAAGGAGCUUUUAUGUUUUUAAAAUAAUUACUGAACGAAAGUCACUAAAAAGAAAUUCUCUUCCAACCUUCUAAUGUGUGUGUGCACUGCCAAAUUCUUGAGAGAGUAGGCUAUAGCAUUGUGGAAAGAAGUCAUCUUACUUGUGGUAUAUAGUCUCUUAAUGCUGAGGAGAGAAAUUCUAAGGAAAUAAGUGGUCAUUUUAGGAAUAGAAAUAAAACAUUGAGAAUUCACAGUGAGUUUGCCCAGGAUCAGGAAUGGUAGAACAGUUGUCCUUCAGCCUUAAGUCCAAGAACACAAAAGAAGUACAUGGAAAGGACAGGGAAAACAGUUGAGGGGUGAAUCCAGGAAGUCUUGGUUGCAGUAACUCAGUGUUGAAAACCAGAAAAAAAAAAUAGUAGACUUGACAACUGAUGUAUGCAAACCUCAUGUGAAGGAGGGCAGCUUUGCCCUAAAGCAGAGGAAUAUUAGCAUGGGGACCAGUAUCUGCACUUUUUUGUCUUUAUAUCUUGCUUUUUAAGAUAUGUGCUAGGAAUCACUUUAAUCCCAAGGCUGAAGACUUACAGCUUAGUUAGUUUACAAAAGAGACCUUUGAUAUGUUCAGUGUGUUCUAAACUAUCUAAGUUACUGAAAAUACUUAUUUAUAAAGAUUUACCUCAGUUGUAAGUAGUUUAUACUUGAAUUGUUUUUUUUAUGCCAUAGAAAAUUUAAUUGAUAAAUAAAUAAAAAAUUUUUAAAAGGCGGGGAGGGGUUGCUGGAGAGAUGGCUCAGCUGGUAAGGACACUGGCUGCUCUUCCAGAGGUCCUGAGUUCAAUUCCCAGCACCCAUAUGGUGGCUCACAGCCAUCUAUACUGUAAUCUGAUGCCCUCUCCUUGCAACCAGGUGUACAUGCAAUUAGAGCACUCGUACAUAAAAUAAACAAAAUCUUUAAAAAGAAAGAAAGAAAGAAAAUUUAAUUGUAGAUUUGCACAGUCAAGUGAGAGCCUUGACUGAGAAGCUUGCCAUUCUCUGUUAUGCUCUUGGAGUAGGGGCAGGUGACUGUUGACACUUUAGUUGGAACUGUGAAGGCUAGUAUUGGAAGCAUUGUUCCGGUUUCACUGUGCUGUAUCUUGGUGUAGAUUUCUCUAAGUGGAUUUCUGUUUUGUAGUCAUUGAGCUGCUUCAAUCUAUAGGUUUAUAUCCAUUGCCAAACUCGAGGAAUCUUCAGCCUGAUACCAAUUCUUCAAAACACAUUUUUAGCCCACUACCCUACCUAUUUUCCAUUUCUGGAUUUGGAUAGUAUAAUUGUUAGAUAAUUAGUUUGUUUGUUCGUUUGGUUGGUUGGUUGGUUUGAUUUGGUUUGGUUUUUUGAGACAGGGUUUCUCUGUAUAGCUCUGGCUAUCCUAGAACUCUGCCCACCAGGCUGGCCUCAAACUCAUAGAGGUCUGACUGCCUCUGCCUCCCAAGUGCUGGAACUAAAGGCCACACACAUCUGUUAAUUUUUAAGUCAAUUUUUUUUUUGUAUUAGUCUUCUUGAUCUGCUGAAACAAAAAUCUCUUCGUUAAGAUGACCUAAGGAAAGAGUCUCCCAGAGUUCUGGAGGUUGAGGAGUGCUCUGACUCCAUUUCCUGCCAGGCUUCUGUUUUUGACUCACAGGCAUCUGCUUUGCCCUUUUGGUUUUCUAAGGGUAUUACAUAGCAUGUAGUCCAAGCUGGCUUCAAGUAUUCUAUGUAGCUGAAGAUGUUGUUGAAUUCCUCAUCCUCAUGCGUCCCCUCCCAACAUGCUGGUAUUAUAGGCGUGUAACUUUAUGUCAUCUUGAUGAUGUAUGGCUGUCUUCUUGAUGUGUCUUCUCACAGACUUUUGUUGGAGCGUGUGCAGGAUAAGAGAGAUACCUUUCCCGUUAUAUGAUGAGUCCAUGAGUCCUAUUGGACUAGUACCCUACUCGUAUAACCUCACUUAGCCUUAAUUACAUCCAUAAAGUCCUGUUUCCAAACACAGUUUACACUAGGAUCCAGGCCUUCUGUACACAUGAUUUUUUUUUUAAGAUUUAUUUAUUUAUUUAUUUAUUACGUAUACAAUGUUCUAUCUGCAUGUACACAUGCAGGCCAGAAGAGGGCACUAGAUUUCAUUAUAGAUGGUUGUGAGCUACCAUAUGGUUGCUGGGGAUUGAACUCAGGACCUCUGGAAGAGCAGCCAGUGCUCUUAGCCUCUGAGCCAUCUCUCCAGCCCCCAAUACAUGUGUUUUAAGGAGACACAAUUAAUUUUUUUGUCAUGCUACUCCUGCUGCUUUCCGCCAAAUUUAUAUCCAUGCAUGACAUCCAUUCACUCUGCUCCAGCAGCUCCCAAACUCAAAAAUUCCAGUCCCAGCUAUAAAGUGUUAAGUCCAGAGUUUGGUCUGUCACCUGAAUCACAUAUGACUGAGAUGUUUGAUUAUGCAUCCUAAUCUGCGGAACUGAGUUAUGUAUUUCUAAAAUAUGGUAGGACAGGUAUGCCAACACUGAGGGAUAGAAAUGUCAGUGAAGGAAUGAGUGAUAGAUGCAAAGCAAGUUCAAAACCUAGCAAAUUAAACUAGAUUGUAAGAUAUGAUAAUAGCCCUUAUGGUUAAUUCACAGCCUAUGGACCUCUUGGUGUGACAAUCCUUCCAUGGCUCUUCCAGACAGCCCCAUCUCCAGGGCUCUGCUGGGCAGGCUUAGCUGUCAGAUUUAAAUUUAGUGCCAUCCCGCCUGUUGAAGCCAAGAUGAACUAGUUGAAUUUGCCUAUGAGCUAUCCUCAUCCUUGUAUUAGCCCAUAUGCUAUGCCCAUUAUCUUAUCAAAUGACUGUUUGGACACAGCACUGGCAUUCUCUCCCUAACAAACUCAGUUUUGCCCACGUGAGUAGAAUUUCCCCAUAUCUUUGGAUUCUCAUUCCUUCUUGAUUAACAUCCCAGUGUUGGUUCAUCUCUCCCAUCUUAACUAUAAGCAGUGAGACUGUACUCUUCAGUUUUAGUAUUUUAUUUAGAAAUUGCUGCUAAAUAGCCAGCAAUCACUCUCAGCUUCUUUCACAAAACACUAGCGUGUGCAUCAGACAAAUUUAACACUACAAAAAGGUCAAGGUUCCAAGAGCAUGUUCCUCAUUGCCAUCCAAGUCCUCACCAGAGUAGCCUUUACAUUCUCUGCGUACCUCUUCACAUUCUCUAUGUCACCCUCCUGGCCUCUACCCACUCUCCUGUUGCAAAGGUGCUUUGACAUGUUUAAUGUUUGCUAUAGCAGCAUCACUUUUUUUUUUUUUUUUUUGGUACCAGGAUCCUCAGGAUGCCAUAACAAAAUACUAUGGAUUGCGUUGCUCAAAUGUAAAUAAAUAAAUAAAUAAAAUAUAAAUCUCACAGUUCUGGAGGCUAGAAGUUCAAAAUCAAGGUCCAACAAAGUUCAGUAUCUGGUGAGAGCACUCUCUCUUUGAAGAUGAUCGUCACAUGACCUUACCCCUGUACGUAGGGAGAGAGACCUGUCCCCUGCUUUUAUAAGGCCAGCAGCCCAAGUUGACUAAGAUCUUACUCCAUGACCUCUUUUAGCUGUAAUUGCCUCUUAAAAGCCCGUCUUCAGAUACAGUCACAUUGGAGGCUUGUGAUAGCUUUUCUUGGUUGUCAACUUGACUAUAUCUGGGUUUACCUAAUGCCUAAAUGACUGGGCGCUUGUGAUGGCUUUUCGUUAAUUAACUCCUUUGAAGUGGGGAAAACCCACUUCUAAUCAGGAUCUUUGAUAUGGGAAGAUCCACUUUUAAUCUGGAUGACACCUAGUGGCAGCCUGUAUAAAGGACAUGAAGAAAGGAAGCUGGCUCUUUCCCUACUUGCACUCUUGCCAGCAAAUUUUUUGUUUGUUUGUUCUGUUUUGUUUCCUUCACUGGCUUUAGAGCCUGCCGCUCUGGGAUUUCAGAAUAUAACGAUGACCAGCUGCGACAUCCCACCUCAUGGAUGGGAAAACUCCUGGAUUCUUGGACGGAAUUCCUGGUGGUAGACAUCUAAUAGUGGGAUGGCUGGACCACAGCCUGUAAGCCACUUUAAGAAAUCAUAUGAAAGAGAGGGAGACAGAGAGAGAUUCUGUAAGUUCUGUUCCUCUAAAGAACCCUGACUAAUACAAGGAUAGAGUUUCCACAUAAUGAAUUGAUGGGGUCGGGGACAGAUCGAUGCAAUUCGAUCCCUUGUUAUUUUAUCUGUUGAUCAUAUUAGAUAUUUUCUUUGUUCUGUCCUCAGUCCAUAGCCAGUUUUUCCUCCUUCCCACGUGUGUGUGCCCCCUAGAAUCUUGCCAGGCAUUUGUAACAUCCAUGCCACAUUAGUGUGUUGGACAUCUGUGAAUUACCUUUUCAUUCAGGUUAAGAUUUUCUUGGUCUUGGAGUGAGAGUGAUUUUAUGCUGAAAUCUGGAUAUUUUGUGUAUUACAAGAGUCAAUAUUCUACUUAAAUCUUCCGCCUUGGCAGGCCUGCGCUGACAUCCCUCUGGUGGAGAAAGGGUUGAGGUAUCCAUGUUGCCUUGUUCUCCACUGGCACCAUGGUAGGGGACAACAAUUCUGCUGGGGUGGGGGAGGGUUUGUAGCUCCCCAUUCGUGCCACCCUGUCUAGGAAAUCCAUGAAUGUCGUGCCUACCAGUAUUAGGGUAGGAUGAGAUGCCCUUAUUACUGUGGGGCAAAUCCUGACUAAGCCUCCCUGCUGCCAUUAAGGCUGAGCAAGGGAUGUCUUGUCUCUGGGUAGUUUUGGAAGCCUCAUCCCUUCAUAUGUCCUCCACUGGCAUUGGUGAGGAGGGAGCUGAGGUAGGGUUUCAAAAGCUGGCCCCUUGAUCUCUGACCCCCCCCACACACAGGGUUGGGUGGAGAGUGGAGAGGCUCCCCAGGUAGCCCUUGCUGGUAGGAAAAGGGCUGCAUUUCUUCUUGUGCUAAAACUGGGCAUUAUUGUCUAAAAGUUUUCUGUCCUGCUGGUCUGCUUCCUUCCUGACCCAUUUUCUAGGAAGAGUAAGUAGACUUUUCUUGGGCCUUUAAAAAUCAACCUCCCCCUCUUCUCUCUUUCUCUCCAACUCUGCAUUUUGUGUGUGUGGGGGGGGUUGGGAGGAGUUGCCAGCUUUCCCAAAAAACAGUUUGUGAUACAAGGAAAAAAAAAAAAAGUUUCAAGGAAUUCUGCUGUGGGCUCCCUCAGGUGUCUAGGUCCUUGACCAUUUCAUCUGUCUCCACCUGUUAGAACCUUCUUAUGUUUGUUUUAUCCAGCUUUCCAGUGGACUUGAACUCUUAGGGAAAACAGCUGCUGCUUUUCCUCGCCAUCCUUGCCCUGGGCACUGACACAGCAGGUGGAGCCCUGUGGCGCACAGCCCCCAGGUCUCUGGCAUACAGAUGGCAGUGCGGAAUGAGCAGCUGGAACUGGAAUGGUCCCUGGUCCCCGCAGAUAGGCUCCUGUGUGGGAACUACAUGCUGCUCCCUCUAGCUCUGGGGGAGCUAUACUUUUUUCAGUUGAAACAGCAGUGUUUACUUUGUGCGUUGCAAACUUGAGAAGGAAAGAUAGCUACAAUUGUGAAUGUAAACUGUAGUUUACAUUAUUUGUAAACUACACAUAUUUUUAUUUGUAUCUUUACUCCCAAAAUGCCUAGGAACCAUUGGCAAAUUGAAUUUACGUUUUUCAAUUGGAUCUAUUUUUCCCAAUUAUGUAUUACUUAUAUAUGGCUAUCAGUUCAUUUGAAUUUGAUAUUAUAGAGAACCAACGAACGAAAUUAAGAAGAUAAUUGAUAUUUGAGACAAGUCCCUUCAUGUUUGAAAUAUUUAUGUAAGUAUUUUUUAAAAGUCAUGCCUACUUCGUAAUGGCUAGAACUAGGUAGAGACUGGGUGUAAAAGUGAUUUGUAAACUACCAAGUGCUAUAUAAUUAUUAGCUAUUGUUGAUACAGUCAUUUAUAUGACAUGUCCAUUCUGUAUUCUUUGUGAUGGUGUAUGUAGCUCAAUAAAAAUGACUGUCAAUAUAA
Messenger RNA from Meriones unguiculatus (Mongolian gerbil), 8102 nucleotides. RefSeq names its product zinc finger protein 892 (gene Znf892). The transcript is spliced from 5 exons. The record is from RefSeq and is a predicted model, not a curated record. Lineage: Eukaryota; Metazoa; Chordata; Mammalia; Rodentia; Muridae. The coding region runs from base 775 to 2016 and encodes 413 amino acids.